UAGAACACAAGUGCGACAAACGAGGGUUAACACGAACCAAAAAGCGAGCGUCUAGAUCAAUUUUGUCCUUCGAAGUGAUUGCGUCGAAAAUAUAAGUUGUGUGCUUCCAUUCUGUGGUGUCGAGAAUGUUCCCCGUUUCCGAAAUGCAACGGGAGGAAAGAAAUGCAGCCUUGCGUCUAAUGGCAGAGGGCAAGAUAAAGUUUCUAGAUGGGCAAAGUUCUAAACUUUGCUCUGGAUCUCUUAAUAAAUUAAAAAAAAUGAUGCAUGUUUUUUCAAAUACUCCACGUAUCAAAUCGGACAAUAUUAUUAAGGUAAUUGACUUGCUCACUGACCUAGAAGCGGAAGUGUCUGUAAAAACAGAGUUGCAAGAGGCAGAAAAACAAGCGAAAACCACCCAGCUUAUACCACCUCAGAUAGCGGAACCGUCUGGGAGUAAUUUUGUGAUACGUCCUGAUCAUUCUCAACGAUCGACUACUCCUGUCACUAAUUGUCAGAGUAGCCAUUCAAAACCUUACCCAAAAACACAUACAGUAGACGAUACUAUAACGCAUGAAAUAUUCCAAAUGGCAUCUUCAUACCAGCCGCAACCAAUAGAAAACUCUUUCAUUAAUGAAGAAAGACUGUCGUCAAAAUAUCCUCGCAAGAAAAAAAAUCCAGAAGUCGAAUCAACUGACUCGUCCUCGGUUUUUAAGACUCCGGUAAUUCCUGUGAAAAGAGGUGACGACAAAUUGUUUUUCAGGCGAGCUGAAGUGUUUCCAGCACCGGCUCAAAGUUACAUUGAGCACAGAAUGCGGAAAGCAAAUGAAAUGAAAAGCCCAAACAAUCACCAAAUCGGUGCUGAACUUCAUCGAAAAUCUCCUUUAACCUCACAAAACUGUACAGGGCAAAACGCUCAACCUCUACCGAAGAAUUCCCAUGGAUUUGGAACAUCUACGCAAACAAACACUGGGCCCCGUUCAUCAAAUGAAUACCCAAGUUCAUCAAAUCUAUCGCUGGGAGUAAACCCUAGAUCAACUCCGGCCAUUCCCAUUCCGGAUCAUGGAGUAACAAUGGGAAACAAGUCACCUCAACCCUUAUCCAAACCUAUGCAUCAUUUGAAGCCAUCUGCAGGAAAUAGUAAAGGUAUUAAGGAGUCAACUGGCGUAACUGAAAAUACUUUACCUUCGUCUUCUACGUCGUCUAAGAAUAAAUUAGAUAAAGUCAACCCUAGCAAAAAAGGACAAAACAUACUAAACAGAGAAGUUCAUAGCUUGAUUGUGGGCGAAAUAGAAUUCACAGAGUCAAUGAAUAGAAAAAAGGAAAAUGACAAGCUGCGAAAUAUAUCCAACCGCAUGGAGUCCGAAAAUGGUCGACAAAAAAAUAAAGAGUGGGCGAAGGAUCUAUUGAAGCAGUAUGGAAUGCAUAAUGAAACACGUGUACUUCUAACAAGGCUUGAGGAUGAUAAUGGCAUUGCAUUGCGAACUCGGGCAAAAUCGACGGAAAAUCGUGAAUUUCCUUGUAGCGACUCUUCCAAUGCCAUUAGUCAAAAUAAAAAAUCGCCUUCGUCGAAUGGACGCAUAACUAUGCGAAGAAAAACCAUGGAUUGUCGCGAAACAUUAACAAAUCUUUCGCAAACCAACAAAAUUCACGAGCAAGCCAAAAACAGAAAACCCAAAUUCCGUCGAAAAUCUGUCUGUGCUAAUGCUAAUAGUGUCACGGUAACGCCUGAAAAGACAGUCCAAAACAAUUUGUAUCUGUCCGACAACGAAGAUGAUAAUUAUGAACCUCCAACGAAAAAACAACAUAUAAACAAUCGCAAAUCUAAAUCUAAUCGAGAAACUGCAAAAAAAUCUUCCAAAAAUGUCACAAAAUCCAAACAAAAGGCAAUUCCCAGAGGAAAUGCAGGAGCGAAAACAUCGUCAAGCCCGCAAGAAAAUUCUACAAUCGAUAAGCAGGUUGAUAUUCCAAACGACAAUCCGGACAUACAUUGUCAAAGUAACUUCAUGUCCAGUUGUUCUUUGUGCUGCUAUCGUGGCGCAGAGAUGGUUGAUCAUUAUUUAAGCAAGCACAAACAAAAUGAAGUCUUCGUUAGUCGGAUCUCACCACGCCAGUCAGACGUAAUCAGAAAGUUUCCUAUUCCAUUCCAUGCUAGUGAAAAAAAUGUAUCGAAAAAUGGAUCAGAUCGAUUAAAACGUUUUUGCUGUUUCUGUGAGAAAAAUUGUGUUCUUACUAACAAAGAAUGGAUUGCACACAUAGCUCAACACACAGGAGAAUAUGAGUUUGACCAGAAGGUUAAAACAGCGAAGAAGCCAUUCGGUGAAAUUAAGUUUCAAAAUAAUAAUAUUUUGUGCUAUAUCUGCGAUCGAUGUAAUUAUGUCCAAACUCGCUUAUCGGCUAUGGAAAAUCACUUGGAGAAGCAGCAUUUCUCCCUGGAGGACGGUCCUGCAAAAACAACGGAGUGCAUACGUUUUGCUGUGUGUCGUGCUAAAGUCGAGAGUGGCUCAGUAGAGAACAAAAUCGAUUUAAAACUAAAGCCGGAGCCCGUGUUUGGUUGCGAAGUGAUCAACAAUCCUAUCGACAAAGACGAAGAAUCGAUUAUAUCUGAUGGGAUGGAUCAUGACAUUUUGCAUGAAUUAGAAAAAUUGCAUGGUUAUGAACCGUUGCUUGAUUCUAUAGUUAAAGAAGAAAUUGAUCUGAAUUCCGAAACAGAAUGUAUUCAACAAUGUGGCAAACCAGCCAACGAGCGAACUAGAGAGAGAUCUUCAACUGAAUUGACUGCAGUCAGGGACGACCCAAUGGACUAUGAUUCGGAUGACAGUUUAAACACUAUACCAAUGGAUGAUCCAGAAUAUCAGCAUUCUAUGGGUGGUAUAAAAGAAGAAGAGUUUGCAGAAGAAUUUCAAAAGUCUGGGCGUAAUAAUCCAUCCGAAUGCGAUAAAAAUAUUGAUCAAACUCAAGAUGUCAAUGUUGUGCCUUCACUAAAUGAGUCACUUACCACUGAAAAUGGGAAUGGUACUCGCCAAAAUGAACAAAAUAUCAUUAACUUAAGCUGCGUGAAAGCAGAGCUACAGGAAGCUGAAUGUGCUGCUAAAUCAACAACAUGCACUGUCGUACAGUCGAACAAUGGCGAACCACAUGAAUCGACAAAAAUCCAAGAAAAUCGACCUAACGCUACCAUCGGGGAUGGGAACGUUGAUGCAAUGGCGGAGCAAUCCGCUACAAACUCGAACCCAUUCGAAAUAGUAGGGAAUAAGGAGCAGUUGCAGUAUUUGUGUUUCUAUUCAACAAACUGCAAGUUUGUGGGUUCAAAUGCUGUUUCAUUAGAGAAACAUGUUCAAACUAAACACUCGGUUGAGAGAUGGAGUGGGUACUGUCAUACUUGUAAAGAUCAUAUAGAAAACCAAAGCGGGCUCACGAAACAAUUUGCCAUUCAUCAUUUAAAACAUUUUCUUUCGAAGCACUCAGACCCACUACCAGCCAGCAACAUACAAAAACCGUUAAAAAUUCGACUACGAAGAUUAUCUGGAGAUAAACUAUCUGUUAUUAAUAACUAGUUUCGUGCUUGGAGGAGCGCUGGAAAUCAUGACCAUACGAAGAAAAUGUAAGAUGUUGUUAAUUACCGUUUGAAGAACGGCACGUUCUCAGAGAGAUUCGCGUGUUGCCAAGAAAGUAUUUUUUUUAUACAAUAAAUUUGACAAAGCA
Messenger RNA from Anopheles aquasalis, 3681 nucleotides. RefSeq lists its product as uncharacterized. The record is from RefSeq and is a predicted model, not a curated record. Lineage: Eukaryota; Metazoa; Arthropoda; Insecta; Diptera; Culicidae.